This is a messenger RNA of Acanthosepion pharaonis, 1767 nucleotides long. The record is from the annotation of a GenBank genome assembly. Lineage: Eukaryota; Metazoa; Mollusca; Cephalopoda; Sepiida; Sepiidae.
AUGGAAUUUUUUUUUUUUCUUUCUUUCUUUUUUUUUUUUUUCUUUCUCUUCUUUUUCUUCUUUCUCUCUCUCUCUUUUUUCUCUUCUCUUCUCUUCUUUUUCUUCUUCUCUUCUCUUUCUUUCUCUUCUUUCUUUCUUUUUUCUUCUCUUCUCUUCUUUUUUUUUCUUCUCUCUUUCUUUUUUUUUCUCUCUCUUUUUCUUUCUUUUUUCUUCUUUUUUCUUUUUUUCUUCUUCUUUCUUUUUUCUUUUUCUUUUCUCUCUCUUCUUUCUUCUCUCUUUUUCUUCUCUUCUUUCUUUUCUUUCUUUCUUCUUUUUUUCUUUUUUCUUCUCUUCUUUUUCUUCUCUUCUUUCUUUCUUUUCUUUCUCUCUUCUUUUUUUUCUUCUCUUUUUCUUUUUCUUUUCUUUCUUUCUCUUUUUUCUUCUCUUCUUUCUUUUCUUCUUUUCUUUUCUUUUUUUUCUUUUCUCUCUUUCUUUUUCUUUUCUUUUCUCUUUUCUCUUUUCUUCUUUCUUUCUCUUCUUCUUUCUUUUUCUUCUCUUUCUCUCUUUUUCUUCUCUUUUUCUUUUCUUUUUUCUCUUCUCUUCUUUUUUUCUUUUCUCUUUUCUUUUUUUUUUUCUUUUCUUCUUUUUUCUUUCUUUUUUUCUUUCUCUCUUUCUCUUUUUUUUCUCUUUUUUAUUUUUCUUUUCUUUUUUUUUUUUUUUCUUCCUUUUCUUUCUCUUUCUUUCUUUCUUUUUUUCUUUUUUCUUUUCUCUCUUUUUUUUUCUUUUUCAUUUUUCUUUUUUUCUUUUUCUUUUCUUCUUUUCUUUUUUCUUUCUUCUCUUCUUUCUUUCUUUUUUCUUUUUUUUUCUUUCUUUCUCUUCUCUUCUUUCUUUUUUUCUCUUUUUCUUUCUUUCUUUUUUUUUCUUUUCUUUUCUCUUCUCUUUUUUUUUUUCUCUUCUUUUUCUUUUUUCUUUUUUUUUUUUUCUCUUUCUUUUUUUCUUUUUUCUUUUUUUUCUUUCUUUCUUUUCUCUCUUUUUUUUCUUUUCUUUUUUUCUUUUUUUCUUUUUUCUUUCUUUCUUUCUUUUCUUUUAAAAUUUUUUUCUCCUUUUCUUUUCUUUCUUUUUUUUUUUCUUUUUCUUCUUUCUUUUCUCUUCUUCUCUUUUCUUUUCUUUUUUUCUUUUUUUUUCUUUUUUCUUUCUCUUUUUCUUCUUUUUUUUUUUUCUUCUUUUUUUCUCUCUUUCUUUUCUCUUCUUUUUUUUUUUCUUUUAAUUUUCUUAUUUUUUUCUCUUUUUUUCUUUUCUUUUUUUUUUUUUUUUUUUUUUUUUUUUUCUUUUUCUUUUUUUCUUUCUCUUCUCUUUUUUUUUUUCUUUCUUUCUCUUCUUUUCUUCUUUUCUCUCUUUUCUUUUUCUCUUUUCUUCUCUUUUUUCUUUCUUUCUCUUCUCUUCUUUCUUUUUUCUUUUCUUUUCUUUUUUUUUCUUUCUCUUUCUUCUUUUUUUCUUUCUUUUUUUUUUUUUUCUUUUUUUUCUUCUUUUCUUUUUUUUCUCUUCUCUUUUCAAAUUUUCUUUUUCUUUUCUUUUUUUUUCUUUCUUUCUUUCUCAAAAUUUCUCUUUCUUUUCUUUUUUUCUCUUCUCUUCUUUUCUUUUUUCUCUUCUUUUUUCUUCUCUAUUUUUCUUUCUCUUCUCUUCUUUUCUCUCUUUCAUUUCUUUCUCUUAAUUUCUUUUAAAACUCUCUUUUUUUCAGUUUUCUUUGCAUUUUUCUAUUGGCAUCUUUUUCUUUUAGAAAAUGUGUAA